AUGCGGAUCUCCUUCGACGAUGUGGCGGGUAUUGACGGCGCCAGGAAGGAGCUGGAGGAGGUUGUGGACUUCUUGAGACACCCGGCCAGGUACCAGGCCAUUGGCGCCAAAGUGCCCAAAGGAGUGAUGCUCUGCGGUCCAUCGGGCACCGGCAAGACGCUGCUGGCUAGAGCUGUUGCAUCUGAAGCGGGGGUGGCCUUCUUGUUCUGCUCAGCGUCGGAUUUCGUCGAGAUGCUGGUGGGUCGAGGCGCUGCGAGAGUGCGGGACCUCUUCACGCAGGCCUCGCAGUACCCGCAGUGUAUCAUCUUUAUUGACGAAAUCGAUGCGUUGGCUAAAGCUCGCGGUGGAUUCAACUCCAACGAUGAACGGGAGCAGACGCUGAACCAGUUGCUGACAGAGAUGGAUGGCUUUGAGGGAAACGUCAAUGGAGUUAUCGUCAUUGCCGCUACGAACCGCCCGGAGGUGCUUGAUCCGGCAUUGUGUCGCCCCGGUCGCUUUGACCGUCAUGUGUAUGUGGGUCUACCAGAUGCCAAGGGAAGAGAGGCGAUUCUGGAGGUUCACUGCCGCAAUGUGCGCUUGGACAGCGAGGUCGACCUGUCAGUCAUUGCGGAGGAGUGCGGCCAGUUGGGCCAGCGUUCGGGGGCUCAGCUAGCAAGUCUUGUGAAUGAAGCGGCGUUGCUCGCCGUGCGCCAUGGAGACACAAGCAUCAAGCACGCGCACUUUGAACUGGCCAUGAACCGCGCUUUCGAGUCGCAGACCCGCAACAUUGCAGGAUCGUCGUUUGAGUUCACGAUGGAGGAAGUGUCGUAG
Molecule: messenger RNA, 810 nt
Organism: Phytophthora sojae
Lineage: Eukaryota; Oomycota; Peronosporomycetes; Peronosporales; Peronosporaceae
Exons: 1
Coding region: 1-810 (269 amino acids)
Biological process (GO): proteolysis
Molecular function (GO): ATP hydrolysis activity; ATP binding; ATP-dependent peptidase activity
Source: RefSeq, a predicted model, not a curated record